AUGACUACUGUCUGGCGCUUUUGUCGCGUUCUGCUGGACCGAAAAUCCACGAGGGGCAAGAAAACGCUGCUGUUGGGAGUUCUUCUGAUGGCUGCUUUCGUCUAUAAGGCUUGUCAUGAUCAGAUGGGACCUGCGGCGACAGAAGACGUGGACAUGUCUUGGGCAGAGAAGGAAAAAUGUCCGGCGUGUUUUGGGGACACCUAUGAGCUUCUACAUCGGGGUAACUUCGCGACAGUGCGCCCGGAGUCAGGCAGGAGUUGGAAGAAAGGAAUAGUUUCCACAGGGAAGAUUGGAGACGUUCAGGUGAUCGCUAAAACCCUGAGCGAUGCGGUGGGGUGGAAGAGAUAUGAGAAGUUUAUUUGCCGAUCUUCGGCACGUCCCAAGGAAUGUAACCCUUCAUCUUUUAUCAUAGAGACCACGUUGGUGACCGACGUUGCUCUGAAGAUCCCCUUUUUGCGAGGAAGCUGGAGAAUUUCGCGCCCGGAAAAGUCAGUUUUGCCGGUUUGUCUAUCUGAUAGGUUUCUGAAAGAAGUGAAAAAGUUGUACGUCGGAAAAGAAACUACAGAAAUGACCAACGAUGAUCUCAUCGGGCGUGCGUUUCUCUCUACCUCUCUUCUCAUCAACGAAGAGGCGGUCUUGCUGCGCUAUUUUACAACAAAGUCCCCAACGCCUUGGCCCUUUCCGAAGUUCUAUGGUGCUUGCGGGAGAGUUAUUGUGGUGGAACACGCAGGGAGGAUGCUGGACACUUUCAUAGAAUCCCCCUGGAAAGUUCGAGCUGACAUCGCAGUACAGUUGUUGCAGCUAGUGGAUACGCUUCGCCAAAAGGACCCGGACUGGAUUCUGUUUUCCCUGGAUGUGACUUUCCAAAACUUUGCAGUCGACAUCCGCGGUCGUGUUCGGCUGAUCGAUUUUGAUGACGUUCUGGUGAUUGACAGGCAAACAGUUGUCAAUCAUCAAGAAGAGGAUGGGACCUGCAACGAGCCGUGUUACAUGGACUUCCAGAAGAAACUAUUCUUCAGCGACCAGUACCAAUGUGAGGACAUUCUCAAGUACACACCAAUGAUGUAUGCCAACGUAUGUGCUCGAAUUUUGUCCGACUUGCAAAAACAUCCAGAGUGGCGGAAAUGGGGACAAAUAAAGGAAUACAUAGAUGGGCAAAAUGUAAAAUGGGCCCCCACGGACAAAGGUCUACUGCACGACGCCCCUGAUGAAAUAAGGGGGCCGCUAGAGGGCGCACUUGGACAAUGUGUUGAGGAGACUCAUCCUGGAGGUCGACUGAACGCAGUCAUGACGUUACAGAAGAUCUUGCGAAUGACUUUUUAG
Molecule: messenger RNA, 1323 nt
Organism: Branchiostoma floridae (Florida lancelet)
Lineage: Eukaryota; Metazoa; Chordata; Leptocardii; Amphioxiformes; Branchiostomatidae
Product: divergent protein kinase domain 2A-like
Exons: 1
Coding region: 1-1323 (440 amino acids)
Source: RefSeq, a predicted model, not a curated record